Molecule: messenger RNA, 4007 nt
Organism: Cololabis saira (Pacific saury)
Lineage: Eukaryota; Metazoa; Chordata; Actinopteri; Beloniformes; Belonidae
Gene: pik3r5
Product: phosphoinositide-3-kinase, regulatory subunit 5
Exons: 18
Coding region: 145-2847 (900 amino acids)
Biological process (GO): G protein-coupled receptor signaling pathway; positive regulation of MAP kinase activity
Cellular component (GO): phosphatidylinositol 3-kinase complex, class IB
Molecular function (GO): 1-phosphatidylinositol-3-kinase regulator activity
Source: RefSeq, a predicted model, not a curated record
CCGGCUCCGGCUCCACUCGUGCUCUGCUCGGCUCGGAUCUGCGUGGAUCUGUGUGGAUCUGCGGGACGCGGCUCCGUGGACUUUCAGCUGAUCCGCGUGUCCGUGGGGAUGGAGCCGGUAUUCUGCAGAGCCUGAGCGGUGACGAUGCAGCACACCUCGUGCACGGAGGACCGGAUCCAGCACGCCCUGGACCGCUGUCUGGACGGGCUGAGGCGCAGCCCCACGGCGGCGCACCACUGGAACGUGCUGAUGUGCUCGGCCGGUCAGUCCAUGAACCGCUGGAGCUUGGAGGAGCUGGUGAAGAGAGACCCCGAGAACUUCCUCAUCCUUUUACAGCAGAUCAUCAGUAAGACCAAAGAGGUGCAGGAGCAGUGUCAGUACGAGCUGGUGGCUCCUCUCGCCAUCAUGUUCUCCUCCACGCUGCUGCAGACGCCGCACUGUCCCCCGGACACGGAGCUGCUGCAGGAGGCCUUCCACGUGUUCAGCUGCUUCCUGACGUGGCCCGAGCCGUACUGUGGUGUCUGCAGAGAGCUGCUGUCCACGCUGCAGCUGGAGGUCAAGGCCCCCGGAAUAAGCUUCCAGAGGCUGGUGAGACAAGAGCAGGGUCUGAAGGUGUCGGACCAGUGUUCCAAGACCACGACGGUGCUGCUGAUGAACCCCGGCGAGGUCCCGGCCGACUUCCUGGCGGUGGCCGAGCAGCUCGGCGGCGCCCGGCUCUCGCAGGCCGAGACCUUCACGGCGCUGAUCAAACACGCCUUCCAGGCCACGCUGGGCACCAAGUACCCGCUGCAGAGCGUGAGCAGAGCGCUGCAGGGGAAGACGGCCAGCGAGCUGCAGCAGAUCUUCUCCGUGGUGACGGACGUCCUGGAGACGGCGGCCGUCAUGAGCGACCCGCUGACGGCCCGGGGUCACGUGGUCCGGGGCCUGGAGGAGCUGAGGGAGGGGCUGCGGAUCCCCGCGUCCAACGGCAGGAAGUCUGACGGGAUGCUGCAGACGUUGCCGUUGCCGACAGCCAAAUGCUACACGUUUCACUGGGACAACGACAACUUCGAUGUUCUGAACACGCUUUUGGAGCACGACUCCAACGACUCGGCCGUCAACGGAACGGCCGCUGAGGAAAAGGACGAUUUUGAUGAUGAUGACGAGCAGGAUGUGACUGAAACAGACAUGGAGGAGGAGGAUGAGGAGGAGGAAGAGGAGGAGGAGGAGCGACGGGAAGUGGACUCCACUCCGAUAUCCAUCAUCCCCAACGACUGCGGCGGCGGCUAUCGCGCCUCCACCUUCUCCACCAUCUCCUCGCUGUCCACCACCUCCAAAGACUCCAUGUUCUCCAGCCUGUCCGUGGCGUCCGAGUCCUACCCGCCCUCGCUGUUCUCCGUCGUCUCCGGCGCCGACAGCGACUACUUCGAGGACUCCGACGACUACAUCUGCUCCUCCCCCGCCGCCGAGAAGAGCUCGCCCAAGUCCACCAAGGCGUCGGCUCGCCUCAGCCAGCACCUCUACAGACUCUUCCACAAGCCCAAAAACCCACGGCUGCUGUCGCGGGCCAAGAGCCUGGGCAACUCGGAGUCCCGGGACCUGCUGGCGGUGCGGGAGACGCGCUCCAACUCGCUGCCGCAGCAGGUGAGGCUGUGCGGGCCCGAGCACCUGCUCAAGCCGCAGACGCCGACCCUCCGGCACGUGUGCUUCCGGCGGCGGCCCAUCCUGAGCAGCGACGAGGACGGGCAGAGCGCCACGCUGAGGGUGGUGGUGUUCGGCGCCGACCACGUGGCGGGGAAGGUGGCGCGGGCCUACAGCAACCUGAGGAGGGAGGAGAGCGCCCGCCCGCGCCUCAGCAGGGCCUUCAAGCUCCAGUUCUACUUCGUACCCGUGAAGAGAGACUCGACGGGGGGGGGAGCCGGGGGAGGAGCCGGGGGAGGAGCCGGGGCCCGGAGGUCGUCAGGGCCGCUGAGUGCGUCGCCCAAAGGAGCUUACGAUCUGAACCAGUCCGGCUCCGGCGACAGCACCAAUGACAUCGCACAUCUGCUGGGCAUGUUGGACCCGUGGUACGAGAGGAACACGCUCAGCCUGCUCAAGCUGCCCACCAACGUGGUCUGCCAGCAAACCUCGAAGACGGAGUCUGAGUCCUACGAUAGUUCCUACGAGCAGCGUCUACCCAUCCUGGCCGACCUGGUGCUGUACUACUGCCGCUACGCUGCUCGGCCGGCGCUGAUCCAGCUCUACCAAGCCGAGCUGACGUUCGUCGGCGGAGAGAAGAGGACCGAGGUGUUCGUCCACUCCCUGGAGUUGGGUCACACUGCAGGAACGCGAGCCAUCAAGGCCAUGGGCACUGCCAGUAAGCGGUUCGGCAUCGACGGUGACAGAGAAGCGGUGCCUCUCACGCUGGAAGUGGUGUACAACCGGGUGGUUAUCAGCGGGAGAAGCCAGUGGAAAAGAGAAACCAAAGUCUGCACCUCGAUAAACUUAAACAAAGCCUGCAAGAACCCAGAGGAACUAAACUCAAAGAUGGAGUGCCUGCAGCUCAACAUGACCGAGGUCCUGAAGAGGCAGAACGGUAAAAGCAAGAAAGGCUACAACCAGCACCUGACGGUGACGGAGGUGAAGGUGGAUAAGGUGCAGGUCAGCGGAGCGGGAAACACCACCUUUGCCGUCUGUCUGGACCAGGAUGAGAAGAAAAUCCUGCAAAGUGUCACCAAGUGUGAAAUAUCGGUGUGCUAUAAACCCGACAGCUCCUCCGACUGGCGGCUGAGGAAAUCGCGGACCUCUGCGCAGAUCCAGCCGCUCAACCCGACCUUCUGCUCCCUCCUCUGCCUGCCCAUCGUCACCUUCAGCGGGGCUCUUCUCUGACGCUGACGACCCCCCCAUCCUCUCCGGCUUUGGUGGACUGCAGAAGAAGAGCUCGCCCGGAUGCCUCCAAGGUGCUGGCGGUGAGAAAUACUAACACCAACCAAUAACUGGAGAAUAAAAGGCCAAAUGUUGGAGGUGGUUUUCUCUGCAGAAAGGGAGGCGUUCAAGUCUCCUUCCUCAGGUCUCACUUCCUCUUUUAUAUCAAAUAUCACUGGACCAAAGCGACCAGAAGAACCGCGGAUCAGGGCGAAUAUUCAGAAUCUCAGGUGAAGCUGCAUCAAAGUCCUGCAGAAAUGUGGACGAUGACGUUUCGGUCUCUGGAUGAACCCGGCCGGCCACGGACGCUCGCAGAAUGGACACUAUAGAUGUACAAAAUGUAAAUGUCUCACUUGUAACAUAACUUUUUUCUGUAUUAGAAAUUUAGCUCAAGAUUGUACAUUUUUUUCUAUGUCUUUUACGGAAUUUAUUUACUUUUCUCUGGAGGACGAGCCACUGACAGUUGUAACUGCGAUGAAGAGUGCGGCCAGCAGAGGGCGCUGUUGAUCGCUCAAUCAAAGUGCCGUUGUAAUUACUGUAAUCUAUUUUAAUACAGAGAGAGAUAAUAAUUUCAGAUUCACAUGGAGAACACGGUGCUAAACGGACUUUCUCAUGUACACCUUCUCGUGUAACUGAUUAAUUGCACUUUUCACAAUAAUUAAUCUAAAAAUGUCUUUUGUAUUUUUGUUGUGCAAGGAUGGCGUCCUAUUACUUGAUAGAAAAUAAAUCUGUAGCCCCGUAUGUUUAUGUGGAGCUUCAUUUAUGGAGUUGAAGCACAUGAACUUUGAGCAAGGUACUGUUUUUUUUUUUUUUUUUUAAAUAUAUAUAUACAUACUUAUAUUUAUAUAUAUACAUACACACAUGUGUGACAUUGGUGCCGUCCCCUUUUAUGGAAAUAUAUUGCAAAUGUUAUCCAAAUCAUCCGUGAUUAAAAUAUAGAGACUGUAUUCGGUGUAAUUGGAAUCGAUUUUCAUUUGGAAAGUUGCAAGUAAAAGUAAGUAAAGAUGUUACUGUAAACUGACAACUUCAGGCUCUUAAAGUUUGAUUGCACAAACAGAGAAAAAUCUAUUUUAUUUUGCUUAAAUAUUAAAUUGUUGAAUGCAUUUUCUGAAUAAAAGGGUAUU